Molecule: messenger RNA, 342 nt
Organism: Linum tenue
Lineage: Eukaryota; Viridiplantae; Streptophyta; Magnoliopsida; Malpighiales; Linaceae
Source: the annotation of a GenBank genome assembly
AUGCAGUGGUUGAAUGGGUUCCUGAGCUUUUGGUACCGAGGCGAGAUGCGAACGGUGCGGGCAAGCAGAUUGCCAUGGCACAUCUUCCUUGGUCUCUACACUUACGCCCUUGCAGUUGCAACCGCGGAGACAGGGUUGAUGGAGAAGCUCACUUUCACGGAAAUGAGAAAGCACAGUGACAGUUCUGCCUCCAAACGCUCUCCGGAAACAGUGGUUGCUAAUGGAUUGGGGAUGGGGUUGGCUUUGCUUGGUGGAGUUGUAAUAUUGGCAGCAAUUUCUCCAAAGCACCAAGCUACCCUUCAACGUAAAAGUGUGUACUCUGUGUCAAACUCCAAGUGCUAA